Molecule: messenger RNA, 4821 nt
Organism: Pipistrellus kuhlii (Kuhl's pipistrelle)
Lineage: Eukaryota; Metazoa; Chordata; Mammalia; Chiroptera; Vespertilionidae
Gene: GLDN
Product: gliomedin
Exons: 10
Coding region: 161-1816 (551 amino acids)
Biological process (GO): signal transduction
Cellular component (GO): cell surface
Source: RefSeq, a predicted model, not a curated record
CCGGGCUGCCCGGGCGCCACUGCUCCUGUCCCCCCACCCGCCCCGCCAGCCGGGCCAAAGGGCGGCGUGACUCACGGCGCUGCCACCAGCCCACGGCGGGCCGCGGCGUAUAAAGGCCGCCCAGCCCCGUCCGCCGCCCGAGGUGCGCAGAGCCCGGAGCAUGGCCCGGGGCGCGGAGCGAGGCUGCGGGGGCGCGGGCUGGGGGCUGCGCGGCGCCCUGGCCGCCCUGGCGCUGCUGUCGGCGCUCAACGCCGCGGGCACGGUGUUCGCCCUGUGCCAGUGGCGCGGGCUGAGCGCGGCGCUGCGGGCGCUGGAGGCGCAGCGGGGCCGGGAGCAGCGCGAGGAGGGCGCCCUGCGCGCCUUCCUGGAGGAGCUGAGCCGCGCGCCGCGCCGGGCGCCCCCGCCCCCCGGGGACCCCGCGGGCGCCGCGCGCAACAAGCGCAGCCACAGCGGGGAGCCCGUGCCGCCCCUCCGCGCCGAGAGCCAGGACAUGCUGAUGAUGAUGACCUACUCCAUGGUGCCGAUCCGUGUGAUGGUGGACCUGUGCAACAGCACCAAGGGCAUCUGCCUGACAGGCCCACCUGGCCCACCAGGACCGCCAGGACUCGGUGGGCUACCGGGACACAACGGGUCGGAUGGACAGCCUGGUCCCCAGGGCCCGAAGGGCGAAAAAGGAGCAAAUGGGAAAAGAGGAAAAAUUGGGCUGCCUGGAGCCACAGGAAUCCCAGGGGAAAAGGGAGACCCUGGUGAACUGGGCUUGACUGGAAAUGAGGGCCCAGCAGGGCAGAAGGGUGAAAAGGGAGACAAAGGGGACGUGUCCAAUGACGUGCUCACUGCAGGUGCCAAAGGUGACCCUGGCCCACCAGGCCCUCCUGGCCCACCUGGGCCCCCAGGCCCUCCAGGGCCACCGGGGCCCCCGGGAAGCAGAAGAUCCAAAGGCCCGCGGCAGCCAAACAUGUUCAACGGCCAGUGCCCAGGUGAGACAUGCGCUGUCCCCAAUGACGACACCUUGGUGGGAAAAGCCGAUGAGAAAGUCAAUGAACACCAUUCCCCACAAGCGGAAUCCAUGAUCGCUUCCAUUGGAAACGCAACGCAAGUGCUGAAGGUCACAGAGACAUUUGGGACUUGGAUACGAGAGUCUGCGAACAAGAGUGAUGAGCGGGUCUGGGUGACUGAACAUUUCUCAGGCAUCAGGGUGAAGGAGUUCAAAGAUCAGCCCUCCCUGCUGAAUGGCAGUUACUCGCUCAUCCACCUCCCGUAUUAUUUCCAUGGCUGUGGGCAUGCCAUUUACAACAACUCUCUCUACUACCACAAAGGAGGGUCCAACACCAUAGUGAGAUUUGAAUUUGGCAAAGAAACAUCCCGAACUCUGAAACUUGAAAAUGCCUUGUAUUUUGAUCGAAAAUACCUCUUUGCCAAUUCCAAGACUUACUUCAAUUUAGCUGUGGAUGAGAAGGGCCUUUGGGUUAUCUACGCUUCCAGCGUGGAUGGCUCGAGCAUCCUGGUGGCCCAGAUGGACGAGAGGACCUUCUCGGUGGUGCAGCACAUCAACACCACGUACCCCAAGUCCAAGGCCGGCAACGCCUUCAUCGCCCGGGGGAUCCUCUACGUCACCGACACCAAAGACAUGAGGAUAACAUUUGCCUUUGAUUUGUUAGCAGGGAAACAGAUCAAUGCAAACUUUGAUUUAAGAACUACUCAGUCUGUUCUUGCCAUGCUAUCAUACAAUAUGAGGGACCAGCAUUUAUAUUCGUGGGAAGAUGGCCACUUAAUGCUUUAUCCUGUGCGGUUUUUGUCCGCUGCAUUGAACCAGUGACGCAAUGCAGUCUGCUCCUCUCCAUAAACGUCCGAUGUCCUCAGGCACCGUCUCUAUCCCAACAGAAAGCUGUCUUUAAGGGGGGCCAGGGGCUUCGCUGUCAUAAUCUCAUGACAUGAGUCCUUAUCUGGUUGGUAAAUGCCCUUUCAAUUCAGACUCUUUAGAGGAAGAUAACAGAAACCAAAUGGCUGAGGUUUGGCGAUUCCUCCACCAACCAGCUGGGCCGGGGACCUCUCCCUUCCACAGGGAGCCGGAGAGAGCUGGCUAACACGAUGGGUGAGAUUUUCUCCACGUGUAGGGAAUUCAGUGUUUCUUGGCUAUUGCUGCUGUACAACUUUUAUAUAUUUGGCUGUUGUUGUUUUUGUUUGUUUCUAGCCAUGUGCUGAGCAAAUUGACCUCUGAGUUGAUCGGCCCAAUUGCUUGAGCAAUGAAUUCCUAGUGCCGACUUCUAUUUGGCACCUUGAAGCUGCCCUGGCCCUUUAAGGCUGCUGAAGUAGCACAUUUCCCACAGCUCAUUACCUUUCUCUGCCUCUGCACCUGCACCACAGCACCAGAACGGCCAGCGUCCUCUGCUCCUGGUCACUGAUCCAAGGUUAGCAAAAAGCAGCACAGCCACGUGUGCAGGUUUCCAGUAAAACAUCCACGGGCCCCUCCAGGUUCUUAUCAGCUCUGAUCCCGCUGGUUGGCAGCAGUGGGUCAUAAACGGAAUCCUCUGGUCUCAGGCUCCUGCCACAGCUGUGUCUCCGCUGUCAGAGUGCUGAAUAUUGUGUGGCAUUAACUGGCUACAUCUACGGGAAGCACUCCGCAGUUUUCAGAACAGAAGCACCAUUUGUGGUUAACUGGAACAGGGGCAGGCAAACGAUGGCCCUUGGGCCAAAGCCAUCCCUUCAACUGUGUUUGUAAAUAAAGUUUUAUUGUAACACAGUUAGUUACAUGCAUUAUUAUAAUCGUCUGUGGCUACUUUUGCUCUAUAAUGACGGAGUUGGGUCCCUACAAGAAAGUUGAGUAGUGGUCACAAAGCCUAAAACAUGGGCCGUCUGGCCCUUUGCCCUCCUUUGAUUUAGAAUAUAAAGAGAGCCUGUUUGGGGAAGAGCAUAUUCACCAGAGCUGAUUGUUACGUUUUGGUUUAUCCCAGACCAAGAAGUGGUCAUUUAUAUGGUUUGAGUUUUUGAAAGAGGGAAAGGGUGAGGCCAGCGUAAAACUAAGUGGCCUUCCAAAAAGCAGUAGUGAACUGUCCCUUCUCUCACAUCGUCCUAAAGGAUGUGCUCUGGUCCUCUUGAAAGCAGGAGAAAAUCCAGUUUAACUUACUCCUAAUGCCCUUGAAUACGUCUAUUUCUGCCAGCUUCGUUUUUCAAACAUGCUUCAGCCAGGCCGGGCCACUGAGAGCAGAGAGGAAUCUAGACAGGUACUGGGUCCUGCAGCCAGGAGGGCACCUGAGGAAAAUCUGACGUAGACAUUUUUCAGCAAUUUGUUCUCAUCGAAUACAUGUGUCUGGGGGAAAACUUCUGCAGCUUUUUGAUUGGGGCUAAAUCCAUCCUCUUUGACUCUGAGUCCUGGUUUUAUACCUUACUAAUAGAAGCAUUUUCAAACUCAGAGGGUGUACAGAUUUAGAUUUUAAAUCUCUCCACACCUGAAAAUACCCAGGCAGUUAUGAGGGAAUUUUUUUGUUGUGUUUUCAAAAUAAGGGUUUCUACAACUCCCCUGCCCCACCCCCUGCUCACACACACACACACACACACACACACACACACACACUUAUUAAUUACAUUGGUUAUGUUGUGUCAUCACAGCAUUUAAAAAUACUCUUUUUAGAUUCAUGUUUGUAGAAAAGUAAGUAGAGUUUCAUGUUCAAGAUCAAUGUGUCUAAUGAAUGCCAGUCUGCUUUUAAAGUAUUUAAAUACGUAUGUGGCUGUUUCUGGAUGCAGGGGGCCUGGAUAUGAAGAUAAUUUCAUAGUAACAGCCAUGUUAGUAAUAUUAGUAAUUAAUCGUAUGUGUGGUAGCAACCAAAAUGGUUAGUUGUUAAACUAGCAUAUAUUCCUUUUAGGAAAAAGUUUCAGAAACCCCAGUCUUGCUUGACAUCUGAGCUAUCUUGGUUCCCUGAAUUGUGGGUAAGGAAUUAUAUAUUCACUACCAGAGAAGGUUGUACGGAAAUGUGUGUUUUGUUUUUGCUAUGGCAGAGUAAUAUGAGGACAGCUGAGUUUGAUCAAGGUCUAAAGGGUAAUUUUAUAUGGCUGAAAGUUUGUUUUUACAGAGGGAAAAGAAUAAAGAUUUGACUCAUUCUUUUCUGCAAGCAGCACUUGAUUAAAGACAAAAAGGUGUGGGCUCACUGCUAAAAGAGAACGGACAACCGAAUGCUUUUAAGUUAAGAUAUCAUUUUGGCAGUUUCCCCUCUCACUCAUUACCAGGUGGCUUUAAAGCACUUUCCAAAUAUCUGCCUUUCUGAUGUCAGAAUCAAGCCCGAUAAUUCUCUAGCUCCUCUUUAAUCUGUAGGAGAUAGCUUCCCGGGGGAAAGUAAAUAAAACCGCCCGUCCCGACCUCAGAGGCAGGUUGGACCCUAUUUCAAAGCAUUUUCUCUCAACUGAUAACGUGCCCUCCUGAAGCCACGCAGUGGCUACGGUCUCAGCGUAUCGCGCAGCACAGGUGUUCUGACAGAGAAAGGGUUCUGGCGUGGACGUGUUCAGAUGAGUUCUGAUCGUAGGCAUUUUGACAAUCUUAUUCCCCUCGAGGUCGCAAGGUGAAAAGUCACGUGAGAGACCACAGCUCUGCAGGAGCCAGCUGCACAUUCUGGCCUGUUUGAUGCCAGAGCGUCCGAAGGAGAAGUGUGUGAUAGGGCUUUUCCCCUCUCAUCCAGCUGCUGUGACCUUGGGGAUCAUGUCAUCCAAAGCCACGGUUUCCCAUCUGUAACCACCGAACAACAAAAGAGUAACUGGGACUGUCUCUUUUUUUGUUGUAAUUUAUUUAACUUUAAUCUACCUAGUUAAUAAAAUAAUCACUGCUGAACACAA